AUGGCUAAGCCACAAAGCUCCUACCUUGUGUGCCUAGCAUUUUCUUUAGUUUUCAAUCUAUUAUUGAUCUCUAAACUAUAUGUGGGUAGAGAGUGGGAACUGAGUUGGAGCAGAAGGGCAGCAGAAGAAGCUGAGUAUGUGGCAGCCAUCUCUUGCUCAGGGCAUGGAAGAGCCUACUUGGAUGGGUUAACUCUUGAUGGCAAGGAGCCUGUUUGUGAAUGCAAUUCUUGCUAUGGAGGCCCUCACUGCUCUGAGUUUUUGACUGGUUGUGCAGCAAAUGCUGACAGUGGGGAUCCAUAUUUCUUGGAGCCAUUUUGGAUGCAACAUGCAUCAAAAAGUGCACUUGUAGUAGCAGGUUGGCAUCGAAUGAGCUAUACCUUUGCUGAUCAAUCUUACAUCUCAGCAGAGCUUGAGAGGCACAUUCGCAAACUUCAUGCCAUCGUUGGAAAUGCCGUGACUGGAGGAAAAUACAUUGUUUUUGGUGCUGGCUCAACCCAACUUCUCAAUGCUGCAGUUCAUGCACUUUCUUCCCAUAAUUCAAGCUCCUCCUCCUCGCCUGCAAGUGUUGUAGCUUCAAUUCCUUAUUAUAAUCUUUACCAAAUGCAAACGGAGUUUUUUCGAUCGACGGACUAUGUAUUUCGUGGAGAUGCAUCCUUGUUGCAGAACAUCUCAGAUGCUACUAAUGUUAUUGAGUUUGUUACCUCACCAAACAAUCCUGAUGGCCAGCUGAAUAAGGCAAAUGUUCAAGGUCCAAAUGCCAAAGCAAUCUAUGAUCGUGUCUAUUACUGGCCACAUUUUACAGCAAUUCCUACUCCAGCAAAUGAUGAUAUCAUGAUAUUUUCAAUUUCUAAGCUCACUGGCCAUGCUGGCAGCAGAUUCGGGUGGGCAGUGGUAAAGGAUGAGUCUGUGUUCCAAAAGAUGACCAUGUAUACGCUCAUAAAUAGCAUGGGUAUUUCUCGAGAUGCUCAGCUGAGAGCUUUGAAGGUUUUGAACGUAGUCCUUGAAGGGGGAGGAAAGGAUAUUUUUGAAUUCGGAUAUAACACUUUGAGAAAGCGUUGGGAAAAAUUGAGCAACAUCCUCUCUGUAUCAAAUCGCUUUAGUCUGCAAAAAUUUGCACCCAAAUACUGCACCUUUUUCAAGAAAACCAGAGGACCUUCACCAGCUUAUGCAUGGGUGAAGUGCGAGAGGGAAGAGGAUAAAGAUUGCUAUGCAGUCCUCCAAGAAGAAGCCAACGUUUACGGGCGUAGAGGUUCUCAUUUUGGUGCUGAAGAUCGAUUUGUGCGUCUCACCCUCUUAAGGAGCCAAGAUGAUUUUGAUUUAUUGCUUCAACGACUCAACCAAUUAGUCUUGGAAGAAAGUCAUCGCAACGCUAUUUUGUCCACGAUUUGAAGACAAAUUAGCCACAUGUUUAUUAGAAGCCAAUUAUAUUCAACACUUCUCUUCAAGUACGGACAAUAUAUAUGUAUUUGA
Prunus avium (sweet cherry) is the source of this 1470-nucleotide messenger RNA. RefSeq names its product tryptophan aminotransferase-related protein 4-like. The record is from RefSeq and is a predicted model, not a curated record. Gene Ontology annotation, molecular function: transaminase activity; carbon-sulfur lyase activity. Gene Ontology annotation, biological process: amino acid metabolic process. NCBI's taxonomy places the organism in Eukaryota, Viridiplantae, Streptophyta, Magnoliopsida, Rosales, Rosaceae.